Messenger RNA from Exophiala dermatitidis NIH/UT8656, 2820 nucleotides. RefSeq lists its product as uncharacterized. Lineage: Eukaryota; Fungi; Ascomycota; Eurotiomycetes; Chaetothyriales; Herpotrichiellaceae. The transcript has a single exon. Bases 1346 to 1768 code for a protein of 140 amino acids. The record is from RefSeq and is a predicted model, not a curated record.
AAUUGAGCUGUUCAGCUUCAAACUCCCUGCUUGUAUCUACGUUGUACCACCAAAUGGUCCACUCAUCGCUGAUGCGGUAGGGAAGGUUGUCAAGUAUGGGGUUGGCAUGAACGCACACCGUGUUCCGUGUGGCAAGCGGCUGUACCUCUAUCCUGGUCGGGCAUAUCUUGCGUUCGUCGGUCGGAUUUAAUGAGGACUGGGGGAUGCUGCAAGGCAAGUUCGUUGGCGGAUCGGCAAAUGAAUCUUCAGCUCUCAUAAGGGCCAUCUGCAGUGGUUCCAUUGUACCUAGGUCGAUUUGCAAGGACCCCUGUUCAGCUGGACUAUGGGCCCUGGGCCCCCAGUCCACCAGCGACAUGAAUCCACCUGGAAAGUCGUCGGACGAACAGGGGUUGGAUGAGUGAGGAUCUGGUAUUGUCGCUCGAUCGCUGACUAGGCGUUCUAGGCGUGCAAUUGGGUCGUUCAAUUGUGAUAGCGCAAUGCAUCACGGCUCGGCGGCCUCGGCUGUGGCAUGGAAUUGACAAGGGGACAGCGACAUAUUAAUUAUUGCCGGACGUGAGGAACGGAAUGACACCUUGGACAGCCUUCAGAACCGAUUAUGGCAACCCUGAGGCGUCCCAAGUGCAACAUCAAGCAGGACUAUUCUGUAGACGGAUAUUGCAGGUCCCUAGAAAGGAUCCGAGAUACAGUAGUAGAGAGUGGCGGGUUGUUGCCUGCUGUCUACCUAGGUACCGUACCUAGGUAGGGAAGCACUGCAUGAUUGGCAAGUGCGGGCAUCGCAGGCGCAGGUUUGCAACGGCGACACUGGCAGUACAAGUGAGCAGUCCAUUACUACCUACUACACUGUAGUAUGCUACGCUUUGCCAGUGGCAGGUAUAGGCGCCAAUAUCCAUCAAAACGCCCAACCGACCACCACCACUGCUCUACUCCUGCUACUAAUAACACUGGAGGGUGCCACCGCAAAUGCUAGUAUAGCAGAGACAUUGUCCCUUACUACUACUAGUACCUGAACAAGUGCCUGAGCCGACGGCGAGCCUGUCAGCCAUUCCUUUCGAUCCCCUCUGACGAACUACCGCUCGCGUCAGCCUUCUGGUGGCCUUCUAUUCCAGGCUCCAAGAUUCUCGAUGGCGGCAUGUGACCAGAGGGCCUUCUCUUCUACAGCUGUCUCGCUUCCCCCUCGCAUGUCUACGGCCGUCUCAAUGCGAGCGAUGGUUGAUAAGUCUGUAUUUACGUACAAUACGAGGAAAAUCUAUUUCUCCUGCCAAUCAUGGUGCUGACUAUGCCGCGGGCAGAUAGCGCUCCUUGCGCAAUAUAGAAGCACCCGUGUUACAGCCGCAUUCAGCCACCGAUGAUCUGCAUUGGAUCUCUCACUUCAGCAGCGGGUUCUCCCUCGAUGAAAGGUACCGAUGCACAGAUUGGCAAUGGGAACGUAUCCACACUACCAGUACAACCCUAUCUCCCGAUCUGGCUGGGAAGCCAUCGUGGAACAGGAAUCGAUGGUAACAAGCGACGCUGCUACCUGCAGGUGGCUAUCCCCCCCCAAAAGAACAGUACCUGGUACAUCGUAGGUAUCUGGGUAUGCAGCUUGGCCAUACUGGAUCAGAUUCAAGCAACGCUGAUGGAGUAUCACUUGGUUCGAUUGUGCAGACAGACGAUGGUCGCGUUGAACUGUACGCCAGUGAAUGAGACCGGUGCACGGAAUCGACCGUCUCUUGGAAUCGAGCUGAUCCUCAGGUCCAUAAUUGAAUCACUUGUAUGGCUACGUCCAUAGCAGUGGUGGCCCAAUUGGCCAUCACUUGGGCUAAAAAAAGCUCCCCCUUCGCUCACGCCAAACACUCGCUAGUACUACUGCCGAUUCGACGUCUACUUGCGUUAUGGGCCCUGGUCAGUCUCGCCUUGUUUGAUCGUGUCAGUGACGGCUGGGUAGAGGCAUAAGGGCGUCAAAAAAUCCCACUCCCUGUUUAGGAGCAUAAUCCCUCACUAUGGGCGGAGAGUGACCGCUCACGGUGGAUGACGGACAGCGGAAUUCCAAAAAUUCCAAAAGAUAUUGCUCUUUCGUCCUCCAUGUGGGUUGAUGGAUGGUGGGAAACGUGAUGGCCAUUCCCGCGUUCACAAACUGUUCCAUGACCAUGAAUCGAUGUCACACUGCUGUGGUAGUUACAGGCGAGCAGAUGUACAAUGCUGUAUCUUGCACCCAUCAGCAAUGAACGCCUUCUCCACAUCGAUGGACUGAUUGCGCCGACGGCAUGGUUGGGCUUGUGUACUAAUAUCGGAUUCAGCUCUCGAUGAGACCACCGUACAACAAAUCAAUUGCUUUUUAUCAAGGUUCAUGACCGCACCGAAAUUGGCUCGGAAGCAUUUUAGCGACUGCUUGGUCGAGUCAUAUGUCCAAGGGCACUCGUGACAACAUGCUUCUACAGCCCUGAGCGCUGAUAUCUUUGCUCGGUAACUCAACAAGCACUGCCGUAGGAGGCGCGGAGAUCCAUCUGUGUCUCCUCUACCACGUAUGGUUGCUAUUCGCCGGCCACCAUCCCUAGUAUGUGCUUCAAGCUGUCGGCGGAUCAGCCUACCCAAAUCCAGAUGAUGCCAAUAACCACGUCCAACCCCUUGCUGUCGGCGCCGGGGUACUUGUAGCUCCACAUGCCGUCCUUCUCGUUGUUCCAAUAUGCGCCACUGGCCGCAUGCAUGCCACGACGACCACUUGUCUUCUUGCCGUCAUCGCCCGGAGUCGACGAAGCAGCCGCAUGUUGUAUGAUUGUGCUGUUGACGAUGUACUUGAACUGAGGCUGGGCAGGGCCUGAUCCCGAUGCUGAUUUUUGGCUC